AAGUGCAGGGGUGGCUGGCAACUGGGUGACUGCUUUGAGAAACCGGCUUGUGAGGAGCGGCGGGAAAGGCGCGUGUCGGUUUCUCACUGGCGCAGCCUCCUCCGAGGUCGCCGCUGUCCCGCCCUGCCCGGGCGUCGUUGCUGGCACUGGAGUGGAUGAAGCGCAGUCCGGGCAUGGGCAGCCGGGGGGAUGCGAGAGCCGCGGGUGCCUCAGCUGCGCGGCGGGUGACAGGGCUCUGUUACAACAUGGGACUUGUGAUUGCACUGGCUUCACUGUGCCUGUUUUCCUUAGCAGAGGCUAAUUCAAAAGCCAUUACAACCUCUCUUACCACAAAGUGGUUUUCUGCUCCACUGCUAUUGGAAGCCAGUGAGUUCUUAGCAGAAGACAGUCAAGAGAAAUUUUGGAGUUUUGUAGAAGCCAGUCAAAAUAUUGGAUCAUCAGAUCAUCACGAUACUGAUCAUUCCUAUUACGAUGCGAUAUUGGAAGCUGCGUUUCAGUUUCUGUCUCCUUUGCAGCAGAAUUUGUUGAAAUUUUGUCUCUCUCUUCGUUCCUACUCGGCCUCAAUUCAAGCCUUCCAACAGAUAGCAGUUGAUGAGCCUCCACCAGAUGGAUGUAAGUCAUUCUUUUCAGUCCAUGGGAAGCAGACCUGUGAUUUUGAUACUCUGGAAACCCUUCUACUAACUGCGCCUGACAGGCCUAAACCUUUAUUGUUCAAAGGAGAUCACAGAUAUCCUUCAUCAAAUCCUGAAAGUCCAGUGGUGAUUUUUUACUCUGAGAUUGGCCAUGAAGAAUUUUCUAAUAUUCACCACCAACUUAAAUCAAAAAGCAAGGAAGGCAAAAUUAAUUAUGUAUUCAGACAUUAUAUAUCUAAUCCCAAGAAGGAGCCAGUUCACCUUUCUGGCUAUGGUGUGGAACUGGCAAUUAAGAGCACGGAGUACAAGGCCAAGGACGAUACUCAGGUGAAAGGAACUGACAUGAAUACCACAGUCAUUGGUGAAAAUGAUCCCAUUGAUGAAGUUCAGGGCUUUCUCUUUGGAAAAUUAAGAGAACUGUAUCCCACCUUGGAAGGACAAUUGAAAGAAUUCCGAAAGCAUCUUGUGGAGAGCACCAAUGAAAUGGCACCCUUGAAAGUUUGGCAGCUGCAAGAUCUCAGUUUCCAGACUGCUGCCCGCAUCCUGGCUGCUCCUGUGGAGUUAGCUUUGGUGGUGAUGAAGGAUAUUAGUCAGAAUUUUCCUACCAAAGCCAGAGCAAUAACAAAAACAGCUGUGAGUUCACAACUUAGAACAGAAGUGGAAGAGAACCAGAAGUAUUUCAAGGGAACUAUAGGAUUGCAGCCUGGAGAUUCAGCUCUCUUCAUCAAUGGGCUUCAUAUUGAUUUAGAUACCCAGGAUAUAUUCAGUUUGUUUGACACACUGAGGAAUGAAGCCCGGGUAAUGGAGGGUCUGCACAGCCUAGGAAUAGAAGGCCUCUCUCUGCACAACAUUUUGAAGCUCAACAUCCAGCCCUCUGAGACUGACUAUGCAGUAGACAUCAGGAGUCCUGCUAUUUCAUGGGUGAACAACUUAGAGGUUGAUAGCCGAUACAAUUCAUGGCCUUCUAGUUUACAAGAGUUACUUCGACCCACUUUUCCUGGUGUUAUACGGCAGAUCAGGAAAAACUUGCAUAACAUGGUUUUUAUUGUUGAUCCUGUACAUGAGACCACAGCUGAGUUGAUUAGCAUAGCUGAGAUGUUCCUCAGCAAUCACAUACCAUUAAGGAUUGGUUUUAUCUUUGUGGUCAAUGACUCGGAAGAUGUUGAUGGCAUGCAAGACGCUGGAGUUGCUGUUCUGAGAGCGUAUAAUUAUGUUGUCCAAGAAGUGGAUGGUUAUCAUGCCUUCCAAACUCUCACACACAUCUAUAACAAGGUGAGGACUGGAGAAAAAGUGAAAGUUGAACAUGUGGUCAGUGUCUUGCAGAAGAAAUACCCAUAUGUCGAAGUGAAUAGCAUUCUGGGCAUUGAUUCUGCUUACGAUCAGAACCGGAAGGAAGCAAGAGGCUACUAUGAGCAGACUGGUGUUGGUCCCUUGCCUGUUGUUUUGUUCAAUGGCAUGCCCUUUGAAAAGGAACAGCUAGAUCCUGAUGAGCUGGAAACCAUUACAAUGCACAAGAUCUUGGAGACCACUACCUUCUUCCAGAGGGCGGUGUAUUUGGGUGAAAUGCCACAUGAUCAAGACGUGGUGGAAUAUAUCAUGAAUCAGCCCAAUGUUGUUCCAAGGAUCAAUUCUAGGAUUUUGACGGCUAAGCGAGAAUAUCUGGACCUAACAGCAAGCAAUAACUUUUUUGUGGAUGAUUUUGCCAGAUUUUCUUCCUUGGACUCUAGGGGCAAGACUGCAGCUAUAGCCAACAGUAUGAACUAUCUGACAAAAAAAGGAAUGUCCUCCAAGGAAAUCUAUGAUGAUUCCUUUAUUAGGCCAGUGACUUUUUGGAUUGUUGGGGAUUUUGAUAGCCCUUCUGGACGGCAGUUGUUAUAUGAUGCCAUUAAACAUCAGAAAACCAGUAACAAUGUUAGGAUAAGUAUGAUCAAUAAUCCCAGCCAGGAGAUCAGUUACUCGAACACUCCGAUCUUCAGAGCAAUCUGGGCAGCUCUCCAAACACAGACCUCCAACUCUGCUAAGAACUUCAUCACCAAAAUGGCCAAAGAGGAGACGGCAGAGGCCCUGGCCACAGGAGUAGACAUCGGGGAAUUCUCUGUUGGGGGCAUGGAUGUCAGUCUUUUUAAAGAGGCCUUUGAGUCUUCCAAGAUGGACUUCAUUUUGUCUCAUGCCCUGUACUGCAGGGAUGUUCUGAAGCUGAAGAAGGGACAGAGAGUGGUGAUCAGCAACGGAAGGAUCAUUGGGCCGCUGGAGGAGAGUGAGCUCUUUAAUCAAGACGAUUUCCACCUCCUAGAAAAUAUCAUCUUGAAAACAUCAGGACAGAAAAUAAAAUCUCAUAUCCAACAGCUUCGUGUAGAAGAAGAUGUGGCAAGUGAUUUGGUAAUGAAGGUGGAUGCUCUCCUGUCGGCACAACCCAAAGGGGAGGCAAGGAUCGACUACCAGUUCUUUGAAGACAAACACAGUGCAAUUAAACUGAAGCCCAAUGAAGGGGAGACAUACUAUGAUGUGGUAGCUGUUGUUGACCCUGUCACAAGAGAAGCACAGAGGCUCGCCCCCUUGCUCUUGGUUUUGACUCAGCUGAUAAACAUGAGUCUAAGAGUGUUUAUGAAUUGCCAAUCUAAACUUUCGGACAUGCCUUUGAAAAGCUUUUACCGUUAUGUCUUAGAACCGGAGAUCUCCUUCACAGCAGACAACAGCUUUGCUAAGGGGCCAAUAGCGAAGUUUCUGGAUAUGCCACAGUCUCCACUUUUCACUUUGAAUUUGAACACACCCGAGAGUUGGAUGGUAGAAUCUGUCAGAACACCAUACGAUCUUGAUAAUAUUUAUCUAGAAGAGGUGGACAGUGUAGUGGCUGCUGAGUAUGAGCUGGAAUACCUGUUAUUAGAAGGUCACUGCUAUGACAUCACCACAGGCCAGCCCCCUCGAGGACUACAGUUCACGUUAGGAACUUCAGCCAACCCAACAAUUGUGGACACAAUUGUGAUGGCCAAUCUGGGAUAUUUUCAGCUCAAAGCCAACCCAGGAGCCUGGAUUCUUAGACUAAGGAAGGGGCGCUCUGAUGAUAUCUAUAGAAUCUACAGCCAUGAUGGUACAGAUUCUCCUCCUGAUGCAAAUGACGUUGUUGUCAUCCUCAAUAACUUCAAAAGCAAGAUCAUCAAAGUGAAGGUUCAGAAGAAAGCAGACAUGGUUAAUGAAGACUUGCUGAGUGAUGGGGCAAGUGAGAACGAAGCUGGAUUUUGGGACUCCUUCAAAUGGGGCUUUUCAGGACAGAAGACUGAGGAAGUGAAGCAAGAGAAAGAUGACAUCAUCAAUAUUUUCUCUGUUGCAUCUGGUCAUCUCUAUGAAAGAUUUCUUCGCAUAAUGAUGCUAUCAGUGCUGAAGAAUACCAAAACUCCUGUGAAAUUCUGGUUCUUGAAGAAUUAUUUGUCCCCUACAUUUAAGGAGUUUAUACCUUAUAUGGCCAGCAAAUACAAUUUCCAGUAUGAACUUGUUCAGUACAAAUGGCCACGGUGGCUUCAUCAGCAGACAGAGAAGCAGCGGAUCAUCUGGGGCUACAAGAUCCUCUUUCUGGAUGUGCUUUUCCCACUGGUUGUUGACAAGUUCCUAUUUGUAGACGCGGAUCAGAUUGUACGAACAGAUCUGAAAGAGUUAAGGGAUUUCAAUUUGGAUGGUGCCCCUUACGGUUACACGCCUUUCUGCGACAGCAGAAGAGAAAUGGAUGGCUACCGGUUCUGGAAGUCAGGGUACUGGGCCAGCCAUUUGGCUGGUCGGAAGUAUCAUAUCAGUGCACUGUAUGUUGUGGAUCUGAAGAAGUUUCGGAAAAUAGCUGCUGGUGACAGACUCAGGGGACAGUACCAAGGUCUGAGCCAAGACCCUAACAGUCUUUCAAACCUUGAUCAAGAUUUACCCAAUAACAUGAUUCAUCAGGUGCCAAUUAAAUCUCUCCCUCAAGAGUGGCUUUGGUGUGAGACGUGGUGCGAUGAUGCGUCUAAGAAGAGGGCAAAGACGAUCGACCUGUGUAAUAAUCCCAUGACUAAAGAGCCCAAACUGGAGGCUGCUGUGCGGAUCGUCCCCGAGUGGCAGGACUAUGAUCAGGAGAUCAAGCAGCUGCAGCUCCUCUUCCAAGAGGAGAAGGAGAUGGGGACCCUGCAUGAGGAGAAGACACAGGAAGGAUCUCAGAAACAUGAAGAAUUAUGAUCUCUGGAAGAAGAUAGGAAAUCCCACCGUCUGACAGUUUUUGUACUAAUUGCUAGUUUUUUCUGAUCUAUCGAUACGACUGCUGAUGAACCGAUUGGGCAGGUGCACCACACCUAUUGAUUUAGACUACUGCACCCCAGUGGGUGCCGGAUCCUUGGGGCUAAGGCUCUGUUGGAUUUGUACCUCAGAGGAAGACAAGUGGCUGAUCUUCUGGGACUGUCUUCACACCAGAGGGAGACAUGGUGGCAGGCUGAGAGAAGCCACGUCCUUUGUGCCCACACGCAAGAGCACACAUUGCUGCACUGGCUCUGAAGCUGCCAGAAGAGCCACCAUGUUCUUCCUUACCUCGCCGCACUGCAGAUGCCUACCCUGUACCAGGUUAGGUCGGCAGAUGCUUCAUCCAAGGUCCAAGCCUCAAGGUCUAUGCCAACAUACUUCUCACAUCUCGUGCCCCACAUUCUCUUCCCCAGCAUCAGGCUCACUGUGUAAUUGAGCCCAACCGAUAAUCAUGUGGCUUCAGGGUUGGCUCAGUUGCUAAGAAAUCAGUCUUCAGGAGAACUGGGGUGGUUUGGAUGAGGGUUGUGGAAACAACAAGCAGAGGAGAGUUUUGUGGUGUCAAAGGAAGAAGACAGAAAUUGGCCAUUCUCUUUCAGUCUGUGUGGCUGAAUUUAAAGGAAGCUUUAUUCUAUUACCAGUGAACUUUCUACAUAAUUGUUUUGUAAACAAUUUUUAUAUUUAUGAAAAUGUUUGCUUUUUCUUCCUACUUUCUAAAAAUGGUUGGUUCUGAAUUUCCUGGCUGGGCACAGGCAUAUUGAGUCCCUCAGUGGUCCAUCUCUGUGUACUCGGCCUCUGUCUGGAUGACCACCAUGCUGUCUGCCCCUUCCCUUGUCCAGUCUUCUCUCAGACCCAGGAGACUGUCGUUGGUCUUUACUUCCCCAAAUGCUCUCAGACCAAUGACAAGGAAUGGCUGUCUCUGGAACUCAGUUUCCUGUGCUCUUUUUCCCUUUUGCUUUGGCUCUGUGGGUUGCCUUUGGCAUUUGAGACUUGCCCAAGGCCUGGUCCAGUUCUAAGGUAACUGCUGCAUUGUGUGUGUCCACAGCCACAGUCCAGCCUCACCUUGUCAGGAGCAGCCUGGGCUGUGAGCCUGGGACAUGUUGUUAACCUGGCUACCCAGGAUCUGCAGCAGAGAGUUAUAGAGUCCAGUCACAGGAGCUGUUCUUCCCUCUUUAACCUGCCCUUUAAAAUAAGAAGGGAGCUGGGGUGUGGCUCAACGCCCUGUGUUCCGUCCCAGCAUUUCAUCCUCACCCCAAAAAAAGAAAAAGAAAGAAUGAAUAUGAUGAGUGAGUACACAUGGAUAAGACCUUGCCCAUCUUAGCUAGGUAAUACAUGUGUUUUCAAGGAAGAAUGAUCUACAGUAGCCAUAGUUGGGAUUUGAAUGGGCAGUUACGAAGAAAUAAAUAGUGAGAGACAGCAAAACAUCAUCGACUGGGAACUCACACAGCCAGCAGAAACUCAGCCAGCUGGAGUUCCCCAGUGAGCAUCCUAAGCAGAGCAGAGUGGCUUCCCCCAGGUAAGGCUUCCAAGGAAAAGAACAAAUAGCAAAACUAAAAAUACCAUCAUCAAAUUCGGUGCUCACAACAUCCUGCAGAAACCAGCCAGGGAAGCUGAAACAGUCAGCUGGAGUUCCCUUUUCUCCCCGCUUGCAGCCUCCCUACCCACUGUGGCACUUUCAUAACAGAGCCAAGCAGUGGCUGAGUCCUCUGACCUUGGGAAGGUGUCUGGGAAUGAAUUGUUCCCAACUGUGUUCAAGGAUGUCAUAUUUUGACUCUUAGACUAUUGAACUGUUUUGUCAUAAAGUUAGGGGGGGGGCUCACAUCCCCAGACAAAGGGUCUUGUGAGAUAUUUUGAGAUAAACAUGUCCCAUAGCCAGCUUCUUAGCUAGCACAUGACAUCAACACACUAUACAUUACAACAUGAAUGUUUAAAAUAAAAAUUUCACCACACAUACAUCAAGUAAUUUUCCCUCCAUUUUCGAGUCCCAAAGUUAACUUAGAGCCAGCCUCCGUUCAGGCUUCAUGUCCACAUUGUAUUAAGCUUUCAGGGAUACCACUGCUGCCGUCCUCAGCUGUAGGCAGAAACUGUUCCCAGGGUCCUGGGAGCCUAUGAUUGAGCAGGAAAUAGUCAGGUCACAGGGAUGUGCUUUUAAAUGUUGGCCCUAGUGGCCAGUUUCCUUUUUUUCCAGACAGGGUUUCCCUGUGUAGCCCUGGCUGUCCUGG
Onychomys torridus (southern grasshopper mouse) is the source of this 7105-nucleotide messenger RNA. RefSeq names its product UDP-glucose glycoprotein glucosyltransferase 1 (gene Uggt1). Gene Ontology annotation, molecular function: UDP-glucose:glycoprotein glucosyltransferase activity. Lineage: Eukaryota; Metazoa; Chordata; Mammalia; Rodentia; Cricetidae. The record is from RefSeq and is a predicted model, not a curated record. Gene Ontology annotation, cellular component: endoplasmic reticulum. The transcript has 41 exons. Bases 156 to 4829 code for a protein of 1557 amino acids.